CUUUCCUUUCUGUCCAUUCUAAUUCUUUUUUAGGCAGCUUGGUGAAAGUUAGUCAACUCUUUCAGAACUGCAUUUAGACAGCAGAGGACAGAAAGAAAGUCAAGAAAGACGAUGGAAAUAUUGAAGCAGCAGGUAGACAGAGGACUCAGUGAGAAUGAGAUCAGUCAACAGCUUAGCUCUGAGGACAGAAGACAGAAUCCACCUCAAACAGAUACUCUGAGAGAUGACGCUCCAACUGACAGCCAACGAUACUGCAAUCUAAACUUCCCUGACAUCCAUGCAGCACUGAGAGAACUGACCGCCACGGUUACAGAGCAGAAAGCAAACAUCAGAGAUUUAGAGAUGCGACUGAGGGAUGCUGAGAAAACUGCAGAACAACAGACGGUCAUCCUGGAAGAGCUGAACAAGAAAAACGAUGAAAUUUCAAAUCUUACUCAGAGUCAAGUGGAGGAGCUGAGAAAGGAAAACAGAGACAGAGAGAUAGCUUUUUCAGCUGCACUGUUGGAAUCUGGUGGUGGAGAUAUCGGUCCUUUUACCACUGAAAUCACACUAACCUACAGAAAAGUCUUCACAAACAUAGGGAAUGCCUACAACCCAAUUACAGGUAUUUUCACAGCCCCACUGAAAGGAGUGUACAAGUUCAGUUUCUCUGUCUAUGGUAAUGGUAAUCCCACAUAUCCAUCAACUGCCUUCAUUGUUAAGAACGGAGAGAAGAUGGUUGUAACACAUGGUUUUCAGGAUCAGUUCGUUGUAAACUCCUCGAAUGGUGUUGUGUUGAUCCUGGAGGUUGGAGAUGUCGUCUAUGUGAGACUUUGGUCGGGAAGGAGGAUAUUUGAUAACCAGCAUAACCACAACACCUUCAGUGGUUACCUACUGUUUCCUUUAAGAGAACAGGAGCUUUGCAGAAUGUGAUUCCAGUAAAACUGAAUCUUUAAAUUAACAUUGUAGUAUUACCUUAUCACCUGCAAAAUUUCCGAUAUUAAUUAAAGACACACAAGACAUUUCUGUAGAUGUAUGACAUAUUACCAGGACCAAGUUACCAUAUAUAAUCAAAGACAGAACUAGUUCAUUUGCAUUGUAGUUAAUUUUCCAUUUUUCAUUUCCAUUUGCAUAGUAAUGUGAAAGAAACUUUUAAAGCAUCUCAUUGUCUUUUUGACUUACUUACUUUAUUUACUUUCUUUUCAUUCUCCAGUCUUUUUUGAAACGGUGUUUGAUUUCCAGCCUCAAGAUAUUCUGCUCUACUUCCCAUGUAUUCUCACUCUUCUGAAACUUAAAAAUAAACCAGAUCUGAAGAUGAGUCCAUGCCACUUCAUAACAGCUGUUUUUGG
Messenger RNA from Onychostoma macrolepis, 1328 nucleotides. RefSeq names its product complement C1q-like protein 2. The record is from RefSeq and is a predicted model, not a curated record. Bases 112 to 912 code for a protein of 266 amino acids. The transcript is spliced from 5 exons. Lineage: Eukaryota; Metazoa; Chordata; Actinopteri; Cypriniformes; Cyprinidae. Gene Ontology annotation, molecular function: protein binding.